This is a messenger RNA of Stereum hirsutum FP-91666 SS1, 4727 nucleotides long. RefSeq lists its product as uncharacterized. Gene Ontology annotation, biological process: intracellular signal transduction; peptidyl-serine phosphorylation. Bases 1 to 4326 code for a protein of 1441 amino acids. Lineage: Eukaryota; Fungi; Basidiomycota; Agaricomycetes; Russulales; Stereaceae. The transcript has 10 exons. The record is from RefSeq and is a predicted model, not a curated record. Gene Ontology annotation, molecular function: ATP binding; protein serine/threonine kinase activity.
AUGUCCGCCUCGCGCCCUCUCAUACGCCAUUCUGGCUCUGUUGGAUCCGAGAGCAUCAAUGCUCUGCUUUCACCUCCGCUCUCGCCAUCAGAAAUCAAAAGACACAUAUAUUCUAUCACACCACUACUCAACCCCGAAACGUUUGACACUGCACCGUUUUCCGAAUCGUUUCUUGGGUUUCUCGACGAUGAAGACGAGCAAGAGCAGGCAAAGGACGAGUCCGCUAGCCCGACCGAGACCGGUUUGGCCACACCCACAGACACAGUUUAUCCGAGUCCAGAUCCAGAGCCGACGAAGCCUCGUCCAUGUUCCGUCGCAGUCUCGGUUCGCGGAGAUGCGAGCUACUAUGUCGAGAAUCUGACGGAUAUUCGCGAUGUUGACUCAGACUGGGAUGAUGACGAGAUUGAGGAGGUCAUGGUUAUCUCCGCGAAACACAAAUCCAAACGUCCGCGAUCUUCUAUGGUUGGACUAACUACUUCGACUACUAUCUCAUCGGAUACCGGCGAUACCUCCAACGACAACACUAUUCUACCAAGCGCGACCUCUUCCUCUACCUUCCCCUCCUCAACGGAAACCACGCCCACCCUUACACCAUCCACAUCUGCUAACGACCAGAUCCCACACAUCACGCGCACCCACAAAUAUCCCCUAUCGCCUUCUGUUCGCCGCGAACUCGCGUGCUACAAACUUCUGAACUCGGCGUCGGCUACAGGACAGGUUCAAUUUCUACAGACUAUGGAGUCCUGCUGGGAGGACGGGAGAGGGCUGAAUAUGGUUUUCGAAAAGCCAGAGUAUGGCAAUUUGUUGGAGUGCGUGAACGGGAUGGAAGCUGACACGGCGGCGGUGGAGAGAUGGCAGAUGAAAAUCUGGGCUUGCGAAAUUGCCCAGGGCAUCGCAUCGCUUCACAAGCUUGGCAUCGUCCAUCGUUCUCUUCGACCCUCUCACAUUUUCAUCAAUAGUGAAGGCCACGCCGUCAUUGGCGGUUUCGAACGCUCGGUCAUCCUAACUCAGCAGCAACUCGAGGCGAAAUCAACACAAUCCCGUAACGCUUGGAGGAACUCUGUCGUCUCUGUCAUGGAAGACGAAAGAGUAUCAGAGGACAACGGCGAACGGGAGUGGGAAGAGUCCCCGGAGAUGUUGCUUGGGUGGGAGCAUGGAGUUGAGGUGGAUUGGUGGGCUUAUGGCGUCGCUUUGGGAUGGCUCGCCUCCGGACAGCAUCCACUCGUGGGUAAAGGCGAGCAGCUCGACUCGGAGGUGAUGCGACAGAGGAUUACCAGAGGACAUCUGCGGUUCAAUGCUCUGGCCGAUAUUGAGCCCGGAUUAAAGGAUCUAAUCCAAAAAUGUCUCGAACGCAACCCGGCGAAGAGGAUUAACUACGAAGGGAUCAAGAGUCAUCCUUUCUUCGCGGAUCUCGAUUGGGACUAUGUGGUCCUUGAAGGACAAAGCGCAAGUGAACCUGCUCAAACACCCCAGCUGUCCGGCACUCCCUGUUCUCGCGUCACCCUCGCAUCACCUUUCGACACAACCCAACGACCCGUCUCCUUCCAGAACUCUAUGCAUCGCCAACAGCGCGACUCACAAAACUCCUGCUACGCGACUCCGGCCACGCACACCAACACUGAUACCGACUCGACUCUCGAUGCGUUCUCCCUUCGCUCCGAGAACUCUCCUAGACUCCGCUACAUGGUCGAUAGUCCUCCAAGGUCAAGUCGUCCCAACUCCUACAGCCUGAGUCACAGCCCCGACACCGACCAUGCGGAGACUGCGACGCUGGGGUUCGCGCAAAGGUUAUCCCUUCUUGCACUCGAGAGACCUGUGUCCAUCGCCAUAUCUCGUUCCCCGAGCUAUGUAAAUCCCCCGAUCCUCGAGGAGGACGCUGGGGACGAGGAUGGGGGAGAAGAACACGACAACAGCACGGGUACUGUCCAGGCCAUCUCCACUCUACGUGCGAUCUCUCAAGGAUACGGAUACUCGAAUCGAUCCUCCUCCGCAUCUUCAUCCAGCACGAACUAUUACCGCAACAGUGACCAACGCUUCUCCUUCCCGCCUCCCAGCCUGCCAGAAAUCCAUCACUCGAGGUCCAGAGCUAGCAGCAUUUCUUUGCUCGUUUCUAACGACGGUGAUGGUGAGGGCGCUGGGGACGUCAGUUAUCACACCCUCCGACAUUCUAACAGUACAAACACGACCUUCGGACGCGAGGUGGACGCGCGACCUAGCCAUCCUUCACCGCAUUCACCCAUAUCCCCAUCAUCUGUGCGGGAUGGGUCGAUGAACGCAAGGUACGGUUCGUCCAUUGCCAAGGCGAUGGACUCAACCGAAUGGGAUAGAAGAAUCUCGUCGACGUACAGCUUAUACACUGGCGAUCGGGAUCCCUACGUUCACGAAAGUGAGCCUGGAGAAAUUAUUGGUGCGAGGACGAGCAGGAGUCGGACGGGGCGGGGGACCGAGUCUGAGGAGUUGGGAGUCGAUGAGUUUGGGGUCUGGAUCGACGAUGAGGAGCAGGUUCUCGGCGAGGGCGGCGUCUACCCUGCAGCCGACGAAGACAGCUUCAGACUCGAGGGCGAAGUCCCCGGUGAGGACGUCAUGAGCAUCACUGGCGCGCUCGCCCUUCCCAUCCCUAUUCUCGUCGACCGUGCUCGAGUCGGUUCUCAAGCGGACAGGUACGCGUUCGACGAGGACGAUACCAUCACGCCUAGAAACGCGAACCGUUUGAAGGUUCAGAUUGCACAGGAACAGGAUAAAGAGCUCUACGCUAUGUCCAGGACGGGCACGAUGAGUCGACUUCGGGAGAAGCUGAAGAAGAAGAGGAGGGAGACUAUGGUCAUUUUGGCUUCCGAGUCCGAGUCGGAAGGCGUUGAUAGGACUGGCGCUGGAGGUUGGAAGAAGGCAAGAGACCGGGGAUCGAAGGAACUGGACGAGCCUCGGACGCCUGCUUCUGGGAGUGUUUGUUCUGGUGUUUGUGUUGAUUCUGGUGAGGAUGGCGUCAGGAGGAUCUCUGGCUCUGUUUUGAGGCCGAGGUCUGCAUCUGUCCCUCUGGGCAGACCAGGACCUUCGAAUGCUCUGUUGCAUCCUAAUCCCGGAAACUACUCCGACAUCUCAUUGCCGGAGAUCGCGUGGCAUGGACACGACGUUCAAGCAGAACCGCCUGCACCUUCUUCCACUCGUUCCCGCCAUGCUCGCUUCGCUGUUGACGACGAUGAAGACGAAGCCACUCCCAAAAUAGGAUACUACUAUCGCAAUCACAGACGCCAUUCCGCGCACUACCGCCCUCGCCUAACGACUCGUGCUUCCUCCGGAACCCUUGACUCCUUACGUUCACGCUUUGCUUCCCCCGGGUCCCCCGACCCUGGAGAAUAUCUGGUUGAGAAGAGACAGGACGAAAGGAUCAGGGCGGACGAGACGUUCAGAUGGAGUGCGCUUUCGCUCGAGGCUCCGACCACGAUGAAUGAAGAGGGGCUCACAUCGGGCUCGCGUGACGGCGCUGGUGGAAACGCCAGGGUAACGUGGUCCAUCUAUGGUAGAGCCUCGAAGGACUCACAUCUCGGAGGUCGAAGCCAAAGUUCGGCCAACGCGGAUAGCAGCAUUCGGAUCGAGGCUGGCCAUACGGGUGGCGGUGGCGGUGGCGUCGUGAAGAAGAUACUGAAGAAGAUCAGCAGUCGAGGAGACUCGAGUUCUAGGACAUCUCUCGCCGGCGCGACGGCUCAGAAUUCUCAUGGUGGCUCUAAAGUCUCUGCUGCGACUUUCUCUGGGACUGGACCCGGUGCUCGACCUUCUCUGCGUACUAGGCUUAGCGGUUCGCUGAGGUCUUCUGCGAGCUCUGCGACUAUUUCUGCUGCUCCUGGCUCUAACCCCGGCGCUGGCUCUGUCUCUGUCUCUGGUUCUGGUACCAUCUCAGGCUCAAGGCCCGAUAACGAGGUCGACCAGAGUAGGAGAGAAGGAUGGGUCCGGUCUUCCGCCUUCGUAGCAAGCUUAGGCAGUCUGGGUAUGGGAGCCGGCGUGCGUAGGAUGGGGAGGGGCAUCGGUUAUAAUGCUUCCCACAGGAGAAGCGGGGCUGGCAUCGGUGCUCGCGGAAGUGGUGUUGGCAGAGAUUCUUUCAAUGAUAAUGGGGAAGAGGACGAAGCGAUGGGUGUUCCGGGAUGUUAUUCAGGACUAUGGAGGAGGGAGAAUGGAUUUGGGGCUGGGGAUGGGUUUGGGAGUGUUGUGGGAGGAGGGGUGGGUGGAACGGAGGUGAGAGUGUCGAGGGAGGUUAAGGUUGAGGAGGAGGAGGAGGAAGAGGAAGAGGAGGUUUUGGAUGUGGGGGUUGCGAUUGCGGCGGGGUGUGACUGACCCUGCGGUUUGAUCGAGUGUUUGCUAUCGGUUACUAGGCCUCUCCUCUUCGGCUCUUCUGUGUUCUUCGCUGUGUUUCUAUCCGGCUCGACGUCCAUGCUAACGUGGUAUCAUUUCUUGUUCUGUAUAGCUCUGUGUAUCUUCUCCAGAGUGUUUCGACUCUGACUAUCGGCGCCACCUUUUCUGGGUCAUAACUCUCAUCAUUAUCUGCGAUACCUUGUUAUACUCUCCUAACAGUGAUCGUUGACGCUCACUUGUCCUUGAUCUUCACUUGUAAUACGCUCCCUCCCUCUAAAUUGGGCGACUCGUCUUCACAAGGUCCUGCGUGCCAACUCACAUUGCAGUCAUUGGUCUAGGAUGCACUGUCCACAUUCAGCCUCUGGUACUCUCGAUUUGUUCUG